ACUUAUUCAUUUCCGGUGUGAACAGUUCCAGAAACAUAAGAAAGUUUACAUUUUCAUUUAUUUUCUGUCGUCAUUUUAUCUCUUGAAACGUGUCGGUUUUGAUGAAAAAUCUUGAUUUAUUUUAUGUUCGUUUGUAUUAUUAAAAUCGUAUUCUAGUUGUGCUUCUCCUAUAUUCGGAAAAUAAUCAAGCACGUUGCAGCGCUCCGUCAUAGCAUAGACAGUGGAAGGUACCUACGUAAUAUCGAAUAUCUUGAAACCUAUAUUUACUUACGUAUAUAUAGCAAGUUUAAUCCGUUCUCACCACGUUUUUGCCAGCUGGUGCGUACAUUUGUGCUGUAGAAAUUGGUUGGCGCGCCCGGCGUGUCGCGAGGCCGUGUUUUCCUGGUGUCAGCUUCUUCGAAGCCAGGAUCAACAAUUCAUCCCAUUCGCCAGCUCUCGUCCAUAGGGGCGUUAUCGUUUUAUAUGACUUUAGCAAGAUAUACAGAGACAUCAGUACAGCGCGAGGAGAGUAGUCGGUGCGUUGCGACAAGAGGACCGGCCGGCUGCCGUCGAGGGUGCAUGACGCUUCACAUACCUAACAACACUGCUCGCAGUAACAGGCACCGGAAGCUGCUGCCGCUGCGGCAGACGUGACUGGCGCGCCGCGCGGGACCGCCCGCCCGCAUGCCGCCCCGCUGACUAGACCCGCUCCACACCCACACUCGCCGCGCCGCCAUCGCACCGCCGCACCGCCGCACCACCGCACCAUCGCACCACCGCACGAUCCAGUGUCAAGAAAAAGAAUAAUCAAGGCAUCCAUUAUAAUUAUUUAGGUUUAGUAGUGUACCGACCGAGCCAGCCAUGGGUUCCGUGAACGUGAACCGCAAUGUAGCGGACGCGUUCUACCGCUACAAGAUGCCGCGCAUCUGCGCCAAGGUCGAGGGCAAGGGCAACGGCAUCAAGACCGUCAUCGUCAACAUGCCCGAGGUCGCCAAGGCGCUUGGCAGACCCGCCACAUAUCCGACUAAGUACUUCGGCUGCGAGCUUGGCGCUCAGACGCAGUUUGAUUUUAAGAAUGAACGAUUCAUCGUGAACGGUAGCCACGACUCCGCCAAACUGCAGGACUUGCUUGAUGGCUUCAUCCGCAAGUUCGUGCUGUGCCCGGAGUGUGACAACCCUGAGACGGAGCUGAUCGUGUCGACGAAGCGGAACACAAUAUCGCAGGGCUGCAAGGCGUGCGGCUACCAUGGCCAGCUCGACUUCAACCACAAGCUCAACACGUUCAUACUCAAGAACCCGCCGGCCGCUGAUCCCAGCAUGCAGGGCUCGUCGCUGACGGAAGGCAACCGCGGCAAGCGGUCCAAGCGGUCCGGGCCCGGCGCCGCCAACGGCAACCACGACGCAGACAACGACAAGCAGCAGGACAGCGAGCCACCCAUAACGCCGACGACGCCGAAUGUGAAGAGCAGCAAGAAGGAGAAGGAGAAGCGGGAGUCGGACGACGACGACGACGGCAACUGGACUGUAGACGUCAGCGAGGCCGCAGUACGAGCGCGUAUGCAAGAUUUGACGGAGGGCGCCAAGAGCAUGACGCUGUCGGAGGACAGCGAGAAGAACGAGAAGCAGCGCAUGGACCUGUUCUACGCGUUCGUGAAGCGCCUCGCCGACGGCGGGCUGGCGGCCGGCAGCCGCGCCGCCGCCGACAUCCUGCACGAGGCCGAGCGGCUGGAGGUGAAGUCGAAAGCGCCGCUGGUGAUCUUCGAGGUGCUGGUGCGCGCUAACUCGCUGGCGGCCGACGUGAAGAAGCACCGCGCGCUGCUGCUGCGCUUCACGCGCGCCGACAACCGCGCGCAGCGAGCCGCGCUGCACGCGCUCACCGCGCUCUGCGCGCACCACCCCGCGCUGCUGCCCAAGGUUCCCGCGAUUCUGAAGCUGCUGUACGACGCGGACAUCGUGGAGGAGAAGGCGCUGCUGGAGUGGGCCAGCAAGCCGUCGCGCAAGUACGCGAGCAAGGAGCUCGUGGCGGAGGUGCGCAAGCGGGCGCAGCCCUUCCUCGACUGGCUGCAGGACGCCGAGGAGGACAGCAGCGACGACGCCGCCAGCGAGGAGGACAUCGAGAUACAGUACGACGACCGCGCCAAAGUGACUCCCAUCAAGGCGGUGACCGCACCCGCGCCGCCCAAGAAGCAGCCGGAGGACGACGCUGACAUCGACGUCGACAUCGACGCCAUCUGAACAUCGCCACCGUUACCACCAUCACCGUACCACCACUACACUACCACCACUUGGGCAUAUAUGGGCGUUUCACCGCAUACAAUCCACGAGAGUGUAAGCUUUUUCAAUUAGUACAUAAUCGGGAUGAACCUACUGAACACUAACUUCUCAGCAGUAGAUAUGUUUCGUUCAUUUAACCCUACCACAGUGAGGGAAUAACUCGAAAUUGUACUAUUACAGUUCAUUUCUGCUAAUUAAUAUUAAAUUAAUUUCAUGUUUUAGUCGAUUCUUCAAAUAUGAAACAGAUAUUCGCAUUUUCAUAGUAGAUAAGUUAAAAAGUUGGUGACAGUCUUAUAAAAACAUGAUUGAUAACAAUAACAUUAUAAAAUGGUGACAUCAUAGUGUUUGGUCAUGUUUUUAUCACUUUGCAGAAGCUUACACUCAUACGUUCCCUCUACAUGGUGAAUGGACAAGUGCUAUUUCAAAUGGGGCUUUUGGAAACCACUGUGUGUAUCGUGGACUAUUAAUAUUGAAGUUGCUCACGUAACAAUGUGAAAUAUCAGUUUUUUUUAGGUUACUAUCAAAAGUACAGUGGUACAAGUAGUUUACCAUAAAAAACGUAUGUGUCCAAUACGCUAUCGAUGCCUAGAAAGAUUUGUUGCUAUAACACUUGUUUGAUUCACACAGUGAUUUAAACUACACUUGGUGUGAAACGCCUAUAUACACACUAUCACACUGCACUGGCCAAACCAAAAUAGAAUUGAGUAAAUACAUACUCAUUUUUUCAUUCGUUCCUACACUUGACUCCUUUCACACUCAUCCCUUUAAUAAUAGAUAUUUUAUUUACAUUAUUUAGUAUAUGUACUAGCUUUUGACCGCAGCUUCAUUCGCGUGUGCCAUUCGCGGUAAUCAUUUUUCUUCAAUCUUAUAAAUUAUAAUUGUUCUUAUUAAUUUCCAAAAACACUGAAAAGUAUUUUAUUUAUUUCUAAUCAAUAGUUCCUUACUUCAAUUCUAAAAAAACUCCAAUAUAAUCUGUCAACCACCAUUUCAUCCUCGUAGGGGUUGAAUUUUUAAAAUUCUUUUCUUAUUUUUCGCCUAUGUUAUGUAAAGAACUAAUCUGUAAAAUUUCAAGAUUCUAGAUUCAGCGACUUCGGCUAUGCGUUGAUAUAUGGGUUUAUCAGUCGGUCAAACAUCAGUAAUCCUCUUUUAUAUAUGCAGAUUAGGUUUUGAUGGAAUCAUUUCAACAUGUAACCAACACUGGUUCGUGAUAAAACAGUUCAAAGUCUUAGCCCUCAGGAAUGGCAACGCAUGGGGGAUAUCAUGGGCGAAACAGUAUACUCUGUUAUGUCCAUGGUACUGCUCAUGUCUAUAGGCGACGUUUACCACUUUCCAUCAGGUGGGCCGUCAGCUUGUUUGCCAUUCUAAGUUGCAUAAAAAAGUCAUACAGAUUGUUUGUUAUAAUUGGAUUUGUGAUUAUUUAUUUUAUGAGGAAACCAAAUCUGCAUUAUAUAUAAUGUCUAAGGUGAGAAACCAAGCCACUAAAUAUUUGUAAAAAUGCUGCCAACAAUUAUAAUGUGAGAUCUGAAUCACAUCGAAUUAUAAAUAAUCCUCUCUCAAUUUUCAGUAAUAUCAAAUUUCUCUAUAACAUUCUCGCAACAUACAAUUUAGUGUGUUUAGUAGAAUCUCCUUAUUCAUUUCACGGUUUUGGCAUAAAUUUACAGUAUACUCUGUUAUGUCCAUGGUACUGCUUAUGUCUAUAGGCGACGGUUACCACUUGACAUCACAUGUGCCGUCAGCUUGUUUGCCAUUAUAAGUUGUAUAAAUUUUUUUUUGUUCAUGGGAUUUGUAUGAAAGAAGCCAAAUGUAAGCGCUACGGUCGUGCACGCUUUGCAGAGGUAGACGAAAGCUAGUUAUGGUCACAUACAAACAUCCAAAUAUUCGAGUGUUGCAAUAAUAUACACAUGUGAUUCGGCAUUUAUGGAAUUGGAGCCAAAUUGUAAAUAUAUUCAACAUUAUUUAUAAUCCGUAUUAGAAUUAUAUUUUGAUGAGGUCAUUGAUGUUUAUAACCAAUUGGUAUUCGUGCGUGAGUAUAAAUUGAUUUCGACAAAUUUGACCUAAUACUAUCGCUAUGUUAAUGCUGAGUGUGAGCGAGAUGGAGACAGAUUGCUGUCAUUUGGCAACUCUAGGGAUGAAAUCGAGACGUUCGAUAGUAUUAGGUUCAAAUUUGUGUUCACAUAAACUUGUGUUUGGUUAUAAACUUGUUGGUAUAAAGUUCGUAACAUUUGGCUCUUGUUUCACCUAACUCAAUAUUAUUAAAGUAUGUAUAGAAAUAAGUAUUUAAUAUAUAAUUUCAAUAUACAUAAAUACAGUAGUUGCAGUACUUGUGAAGGAAAUAGGGAAUUAUGUACUUCGAGAUUGUAUACAGGUAUACCAUACGUAGACAAGUAACAAGCAAAUAGAUGCGUUUACGUGUGAAAUAGAACGAGACAGCGGUUGUGACGCGUCUUGAUCUUUCUCAUACGUGCGGUAGCGUAAAUGUAUCUACAUGAGACCCAGGCGUAUAUUACAAUACGAAGUCCAACGACAGUAUUCAUAACGGGAAACUUUUUUUUUAAAUACACUCCUCGCAAAAAUUAAGGGAACAUAAAAAUUUUUGAAAUUUUAGGGUGAUUUUCAACAGGCUGUAUUUCAGUGAAAAAUAAUCGUACAGGAAAUUUAAAAAAAGGGGUUUGAAGCUUGAAAACUCUAGUUUUCAGAUUUUUUAGUAAAAAAAAUUUUUGAGCUCCGGUUUCCAUGCAAUUCUUAAACAAAGCUGAAAAUAAAUUUUUUCUAAAUUUUCUAGGUUUCGUUUUUCACUCUAUGGGCAUGGAAAAAUUUUUUCGAGCUACUCCAUUGUAUAGGUCUCUUAGCGUGUUUAUUCAGCUUCAAAAAUCGCUUUGGAUGGCUCAAUUACGACCAUUUGUCUCCGAGAUAUCGAACUUUGAAUGCAAAAGCAUCCUUUUUCCAUUCAACUGCUAAUAUCUCUGGAACUACUGGUCGCACAGCAAGCGGGCGCCGAGUUUCUUUAUCUGCAUAAAAUUUUCUUGAUUUUUUUCGAUUUUUUUUUGAUAAUGAAUUUUUAAAAAACAAAAAUUUGAGUAAAAAGUGAAAAACAAAUGAAAUUAUUGAUUUUUGAAUGGAUUAGGGUGAGUUUAAGGGACAAAAACCUUGUUCCCUUAUUCAAUCAAUUGGUCCGGGAAAAACCGUUGAACUGAUCGCUCCAGGGAUUUAGGGGGUUCUUUAAGGAACAAUAGACUGUAAAAUUUUCCUCAAACCUUAGCUUUCCCGCCCAUAUUAGCGAAGAUACAGCCAAGUAACCAAAAAAGAGAAAAAGUCACUUUUUUCCACUUUUUUCAAUUCAAUGUUAGAGAUGGAAAAAAAUUUUUUCUUCACUAACUCUUGACUGUGCUUAAUUGGAAAUUUUAUUCAGAUAAAGAAACUCGGCGCCCGCUUGCUGUGCGACCAGUAGUUCCAGAGAUAUUAGCAGUUGAAUGGAAAAGGAUGCUUUUGCAUUCAAAGUUCGAUAUCUCGGAGACAAAUGGUCGUAAUUUAGCCAUCCAAAGCGAUUUUUGAAGCUGAAUAAACACGCUAAGAGACCUAUAUAAUGGAGUAGCUCGAAAAAAUUUUUCCAUGCCCAUAGAGUAAAAAACGAAACCUAGAAAAUUUAGAAAAAAAUUAUUUUUAGCUUUGUUUAAGAAUUGCAUGGAAACUGGAGCUCAAAAAAUUUUUUCACCAAAAAAUCUGAAAACUAGAGUUUUCAAGCUUCAAAACCCUUUUUUUAAAUUUCCUGUACGAUUAUUUUUCACUGAAAUACAGCCUGUUGAAAAUCACCCAAAAAUUUCAAAAAUUUUUAUGUUCCCUUAAUUUUUGCGAGGAGUGUAUGUCUGUAAACUAAAAAUAUACAUACUUUGCAUUUAAGUGAUCUGUUUCAAUUGGAAAAUUUAGUUCCAUGAACAUUAUAGCUUGCUUUCUCAUUCAUAUAUAUUUUAAACUGUAUAAAUAUCGUAAUAUUGUGGUAUAUAUAUAUAUAUAUAUAUAUAUAUAUAUAUAUAUAUACCACAAUACCAAUUAAUAAAUGAGAUUAAUUAAAUGGAAAAACUUUUUUAUUAACUUAUAUACAAUUUACGAUAUAUUAUAUUUUAACAACUAUUGGAUCUUUUUUAAUCUAUUCUGAAUAUACGCAGAUCAUUUAUUAUAAUGAUUAAAUUUAUAGAGUUGAUUAUAAAUUUACUGGGUACAGAGGAAUAACACCUGAGUCCUCAGGAAUGGCAACGCAUGAGGGGUAUCAUGGGCGAAACAGUAUAGUCUGUUAUGUCCAUGGUACUGCUCAUGUCUAUAAGCGACGGUUACCACUUUACAUCAGGUGGGCCGUCAGCUUGUUUGCCAUUCUAAGUUGUGUAAAAAAAAAUAUUUAUAAUGAAUUCUGGGCUCAAUGGAAUUAAUUCUUUCAGAGAAAAGAUCUUCACUAAUAAUAAUUAAAAAAUAUUCUUCAUUGAUUAUCAUUACAAUCAAUUUUUUCUAUUUACUAUCUCGAAAAAUAAGCUGAAAUUUCGAUAUCAUAUCCCUGUUGUAUUAGAUAAGUGUACUGCUUCAAACAUCUUUCCUAAUAUUCAAUGUAGAGCUCUCUUUCCCCAUUAUUGGCACUGUAUCUUAUAAUAAAUAUAAUAAUGAAUUAUAAUUGUUGAGAGCCCGCCCUCUCACACAAAGUUGGAUUUAUCGUAGCUAAUUUCGAUUUUCAUUAUACAUAUAUAAUUUGAAAUAUUAUAAAUAAAAUGACGCGUCGUAACACUUUGUGUGGGAGGGUUGAUUUUUUAUUAGCCAUCAUUAUUUUGUUCCUAUAUUGUAUAAUAUAUAGUUUUUUUUUUAUUACUCUUAAUUUUCCAAUAUUUAUUUGAGAUGCAACUUUAUACGCACUGAAGUUACACCAAGGUUAGCCAUAUGGGAUCUCAAUGUUUCUUUCCUAGUACUAUUUUAUACACGGUCACAAAAACAAAUAUUAUUGUGACGGCAAUAUGGAUUGUGCUGUAAUUGGAGGCAAUAUGUUUUGUAUGAAAUAUUGAAUAGAAAAUGAUUUAGUAUUUAAAAUUGUGAAAAUCGAAGAGGGUGGUACAGAGUUGAGUAAAAUAUUGAUUUGGUGGGCUCGUCUGGGAGCUGUGAUACAUAACGCUAAUAUGUGAAUAAAUUGGCAUUUAUUCUCAUUGAUUGCCAAUUACAGAUUGUAAAGAAACUAUUAAGAUAUGGCGAUAGUUCUUUCCAGUGUAAUUACUAGAAUUUUGUGGCGUUAAUCUUUAGUUAUCACAGUGUAUGUGAUGAUCAUCAUCUGUGAUGUGCAUGGUGCUGUUCGUGUCUACAGGUGACCAGUAUCGUUUGCCAUCAACUAGACUGGCAGCUUGUGUAUGAAAAAAUUUUUUCUAAGUAUAUGAGUUUGCUAUGGAUCACAAUUGGUCUUUCAAGAGAACUGUCAAAUGGUACUAAUGAAAAUCGUAAUUGGGCAAGUACAAAACUUAUCAAUUAUUCAUCUGUUGAGAGUUUUUUAUCUCAUUACUUCAAUAUACCAUGUAGAUAAUUCUCCAAAACAAGGUGAAAUUCCGAGACAGAUCUACAGCUCCAUCUGGCGGGCCGGCGGGUACACUCAACUCUGUACACCUGUCCAUAUAUGUAUAUGUAACGUAGGUUAGAAUUAUUUGCGAUGAGCCCCACGGAUGCGCGUACGCAGCAUGUGUUGUAAUAUAUUGGGAUGCGGGGCGACACCUCGCGCGGGUGCGAAGGGCGUUUCCUCUUAAUAUAAUACUAUUAUUAAUAAUAGAAUAUUUAAAAAUUGCCACCUGACAAUUUAUUAGAUUUGUUUUGUAUUCAAUACAUUUGGAUUCUAAAAUU
Galleria mellonella (greater wax moth) is the source of this 8109-nucleotide messenger RNA. It is a transcript of the gene eIF5, whose product is annotated as eukaryotic translation initiation factor 5. Gene Ontology annotation, biological process: formation of cytoplasmic translation initiation complex; translational initiation; formation of translation preinitiation complex. The record is from RefSeq and is a predicted model, not a curated record. Gene Ontology annotation, molecular function: translation initiation factor activity; GDP-dissociation inhibitor activity; eukaryotic initiation factor eIF2 binding. The transcript has 13 exons. Lineage: Eukaryota; Metazoa; Arthropoda; Insecta; Lepidoptera; Pyralidae. Bases 841 to 2214 code for a protein of 457 amino acids. Gene Ontology annotation, cellular component: cytosol.